AUGAGAAAGUUGUGUCCGAAUGUGGAGAAUGCUAAAGGAUUGGCGACGGUAUUGGAGGUUCCAAUACCGGAAAAAAUGUGGACUAAAAUAGGUCGAAAUUCGUUGAGCCGAUGGAAAAACCUAAGAGCAUUGAUGAAGGCUCAACUUUCAAAUGAUAAGUCCUCACAUUUCAAAACACAUUCAAAACAUGAAUUCAUUGCUUUGAUCAAAUUGGUUGGUUCUCCACUCAUCCCUCAACAAGUUCAAUCCGAUCACACCUUUGUUACAUCCCUGAAAAUUUCUCCCAAAGAAGCUUGUAGUGCAAAGUACAUAGUGCAACAAUACAUAGCAGCAAUGGGAGGAGUAGAUGCAUUGGAUUCAAUGGAAAGUAUGUAUGUAGUGGGACAAGUGAGGAUGAUUGGUUCUGAGAUGCGCAAAGAAGAUGCUAAACUUAAACCAAUAGGAAAAACUGAAGUUGGAGGCUUUGUUCUUUGGCAAAAAAACCCUAAUUUAUGGCACUUUGAAUUGGUUGUUUCUGGCUACAAAGUUAGUGCAGGUUCUGAUGGCAAUAUAACAUGGAAUCAAUCUUCUUCUCAACCUUCUCAUGCAAAUAAAGGUCCCCCUCGACCACUUCGUCGCUUCUUUCAGGGAUUAGAUCCAAGGUGUACAACAAACUUGUUUGUAGAAGCUAAAUGUGUAGGAGAGAAAAGAAUGAACAAUGAAGAAUGCUUCCUACUAAAGUUAGAAGCAGCACAAGACAUUCUUGAAUCACAAAACACAGAGCAGACAGAAAUAAUAAGGCACACAAUGUGGGGUUAUUUCAGUCAAAGGACAGGGCUAUUGAUCAAAUUUGAGGACAACAAAUUGAUGAGAAUGAAAUCCCAUAUGAAAGAUGAUCAUGAUUUUGUGUUUUGGGAAACAAGCAUUGAGUCUUUGAUUGAGGAUUAUAGGUAUGUUAAUGGGAUCAACAUAGCACAUGGUGGAAAAUCAGUGGUUAUGUUAUGUAGGUAUGGCAUGGAAAUUAAUCACAAGAGGAAGAUUGAGGAAACAUGGAAAAUUGAAGAAGUUGGUUUUAAUGUUUGUGGUUUGUCCAUGGAUUGUUUCUUACCUCCUUCUGAUAUAUACAAGGGACAUGAUGCCAUGGAACAAAUAGAUUAG
Messenger RNA from Arachis stenosperma, 1137 nucleotides. RefSeq lists its product as uncharacterized. The transcript has 3 exons. NCBI's taxonomy places the organism in Eukaryota, Viridiplantae, Streptophyta, Magnoliopsida, Fabales, Fabaceae. The record is from RefSeq and is a predicted model, not a curated record. Bases 1 to 1137 code for a protein of 378 amino acids.